Procambarus clarkii (red swamp crayfish) is the source of this 817-nucleotide messenger RNA. The record is from RefSeq and is a predicted model, not a curated record. NCBI's taxonomy places the organism in Eukaryota, Metazoa, Arthropoda, Malacostraca, Decapoda, Cambaridae.
AUUUCUUUUCUUUUCUUUUCAGUCCGAGUUGUCACCACCAAGUGGACAGUCUCUUGAAGCUAUCCGCAGUCUGUUAACACGUAUGCAGAAGUUGUUCGCUCCAAGAGAAAAACUAGAACUCCUAUUGGAUACCAUCUCGCACAUAUAUAGAGCUAUGUAUGAGAAUGGCGACACUUCUGGAUCUGGGGAUGCAGACGACCUUGUUCCAAUGAUUAUGUGGGUAUUGAGUCAGUCAGGCAUGGUGUCUGCAGAGGUGGAAGCAGACUACAUGUGGGGUCUGCUGCUUCCCAGUGCCUCCUCUGGUGAAGCAUCAUACUACCUUGAAGCUUUUCAUUCUGCUAUUCAUGCACUCAAGAAUCUCUCACCUUCACCAGAGUCUUCACCAGGAAAUAGUCUUGAUUCUGUUAGACAGGAUAUGUCUAUGGUAUCUGACCAGGGCAUCAUGAAGAUAGUUAUACCAGAUGAGAAGAAUGGCAGCAUAGUUACUCGUACAUUACCUAUUCGGCCUGCUACUACUACACGGGAAAUAUGCAAGAUGAUGGCACAUAAAAUGCGAGUCACAAACCCGCAAGACUAUGGACUGUAUAAACUUGUUGAUGGUCUUGGUAAGUCUAUGGUCACUAAAAUUUGUAUUAUAUAUCUUGCAUGCAGUCCUAUAACUAGCACAAAAUUUAAAUAUUUCAUAAAAUUUUUUUGCAAAGAUAAAUCACCUGAUGGUAGAGUUAUUAAUCAUUCGUUGAUUAGAAGUACCGUAUUUAUAUUUUCAUUUGUGUUUGUGUUAAUUCCCUUCUAUGAGGCUUGAGAUGUUUGAGCUCUC